Messenger RNA from Hipposideros armiger (great roundleaf bat), 1125 nucleotides. RefSeq names its product CBY1 interacting BAR domain containing 2 (gene CIBAR2). The coding region runs from base 137 to 943 and encodes 268 amino acids. Gene Ontology annotation, biological process: cilium assembly. Lineage: Eukaryota; Metazoa; Chordata; Mammalia; Chiroptera; Hipposideridae. The record is from RefSeq and is a predicted model, not a curated record. Gene Ontology annotation, cellular component: ciliary basal body; ciliary transition zone. The transcript has 7 exons.
GAACCAGGUGGCAGCGUCCCUUGAGCCUGGCCCACGCAGCUGCUCCCAGCCCUGCCCUGCUUCUUUGGGGCUUGCAGGACCCCUGGGGCCCUGUCCUUAUUUCUCAAGACCAGGACAGCUGGUGCCUCUGGUCACAAUGAACAUUGUUCUCUUCAGGGACAGCCAGGUGAGGGUGAUGGAGAACACAGUGACCAAUGCCGAGAAGUACUUCGGCCAGUUCUGCUCACUGCUGGCUGCCUACACCCGGAAGACGGCCGGGCUGCGGGACAAGGCCGACCGGCUGGUCAAGCAGCUCAUUGACUUCGCCAACACCGAGAACCCCGAGUUGCGGGCUACCAUGAGGAACUUCGCCGAGGACCUGGCCAAAGUGCAGGAUUACCGGCAGGCCCAGGUUGAGAGGCUGGAGACCAAGGUCGUCAACCCCCUGAAACUCUAUGGGACUCAGAUAAAGCAGACACGGUCCGAGAUCAAGAAAUUCAAACGUGUCCGGAAUAACGAGAUCAAACAACUGGAAAAACUGGAGAAAUUGAGGCAGAAGUCGCCUUCCGAUAGGCAGAUGAUUUUUGGGCUUCUCUCCCCACAGAAAAUUUUUUUGGACUUUGUAACCAUUGAGAUGGCCUUCCACGCGAAAGCGGUGGAGGUGUAUUCCAGCGCCUUCCAGGUCCUGGACAACUACGACCUGGAGAGCGAUCUAGAGGAUUUUAGAGCCAAGAUGCGUGGAGUUUAUGGGCAUUGCGAUGCUCGGCCGUUCACGGAUACCACCCCCUCAGCAGCUGUCCCAUGGUCUCUUCCGGUCCAGAGUGAUCCGAGCACCAUACGGAGCCAGAGGAGAAAAGAGGAAGCGAAUGAAGACGAUUCUGCCAAGGAGGACCCUGUGGAAGACCUCAAGGGACGGGACAGGGACUCCAUCAAUAGGAUGAGAAUUUUCCAGGUGGAAAAAUAGGGGCCGACCCUGAAUGCUCAGGGGUCUCUGCUGUGUACCCCCAGCAAGUUGCGUGUCUUCUGAGCCUCAGUUUCCUCUCCUGACAACAGGGGCAAUAUCACUCCCCUCCCAGGUCGCUCUGGGGAUCAAUGCACCUAGCACGGUGCCUGAUGCAUAAUAGUUGCUCAAUAAACACAGGGUGC